Messenger RNA from Aureobasidium pullulans EXF-150, 1263 nucleotides. Its product is annotated as MFS general substrate transporter. The transcript has a single exon. The record is from RefSeq and is a predicted model, not a curated record. Bases 1 to 1263 code for a protein of 420 amino acids. Lineage: Eukaryota; Fungi; Ascomycota; Dothideomycetes; Dothideales; Saccotheciaceae. Gene Ontology annotation, molecular function: transmembrane transporter activity. Gene Ontology annotation, cellular component: fungal-type vacuole membrane. Gene Ontology annotation, biological process: transmembrane transport.
AUGCUGGAUCACAAAGUCAAACCUCAAUCGAAGGAAUUCGUACUGGAAAACUCCCCUGCUUCGACGAUACCGAAUGGCGGAUUCACUGCAUGGCUACAGGUCUUGUCUGGCUUCAUGUGCUUUAUGUCAGCGUGGGGUUUUGUGAAUGCAUUUGGUGUAUUCCAGGACUUUUACAGCAGUGCCCUCAUACCAGAUGUGAGUAACUCGGACAUUUCCUGGAUCGGAUCAAUCCAAGCUUUUCUGCUUUGCAGUGCGACUGUGUUUGCCGGACCCGUCUACGACUACGGCCACCCUCGGUUCUUGAUCAUUCUUGGCACCAUCCUUGUAGUCUUCGGUAUGAUGAUGACAAGUUUAUGCUCCGAGUACUGGCAGCUCAUGUUAGCUCAAGGCAUUUGCGUUGGGCUCGGAGCUGGAUGCCUCUUCCUACCUUCGAUCGCGAUCGUUCCUUCCUAUUUCACCACCAAGAAGGCCUUUGCUAUGGGCAUUGCGGCGUCAGGUAGCAGUCUCGGUGGUGUAAUUUACCCAAUUGUCUUCCAUCGUCUCGAGCCUCAAAUCGGAUUUGAAUGGGCUACUCGUGUCCUUGGAUUCAUUGCUUUUGGAACACUGCUGGUUCCAUGUUCCUGCAUCAAGGCUCGCACUUUUCCCAAGACACGCAGAAAGCUGCUUGAUUUCGCGGCGUUCAAAGAGCCCGCUUAUGCCCUGUUCAACCUGGCCAGCUUCGUUGGCUUCACAGGGCUAUAUAUUCCCUUCUUUUACAUCUCGGCAUACGCUAGCGAAAAGUCGGGCUUGGACGAAACACUUUCCUUCUACCUGUUACCCAUCAUGAGCGCUGGAUCGAUUGCUGGUCGGAUUGUGCCCGGCCUUGUUGCUGACAGAGUUGGUGCCUUGAACGUACUUGGCUUUUGCACGCUGUGUGCAAGUACGCUUGGAUUCUGCUGGAUAGCCAUACACCACGCGGCUGGUGGUCUGAUCAUUUGGGCUUUGCUCUACGGUGCACUGUCGGGUGCCUUUGUCAGUCUGCAGCCCACCACCAUUGCCUCAAUAACCAAAGACCUCGGCACCGUUGGUGGCAGGAUGGGAAUGAAUACAUUCUGUGCAUCCUUUGGCAUUCUCAUUGGAACGCCGAUCGCGGGUCUCCUCGUGGAGAGCGGUAAUUGGGUGGGCAUGCAAGUGUUUGCUGGCGCCACUCUUCUGGGCGGCGCACUCCUAGUAAUGGCGACUAGAAUUGCAGUCACUGGUCUCAGCGUUUCUGUCAAGGCCUGA